Molecule: messenger RNA, 3084 nt
Organism: Acanthosepion pharaonis
Lineage: Eukaryota; Metazoa; Mollusca; Cephalopoda; Sepiida; Sepiidae
Source: the annotation of a GenBank genome assembly
AUGGACGUUGUUUUGUGUUCGGGACAUCAAAAGCCAUGUUUUUUAAAGACUGGGACGAGAAAAGGUCCAACUCAAGGAAAAAGUUUUUACAUCUGUAGUGUUCCUGAAUCUAGAUGCCAGUUUGUUAAAACAGUGGAUUUGGAACCUAUCAACUGUCCUGUGCAUCCAAAUACAAUGGUGGACCUUCAGGCAGUUCUUGAAAAUCCCCAAACACAAGAAAAACAACAUUUGAUGCGGUGUCAUGCUCGAAGCCAAGAGAAGAAAUGGUGUAUUAAUCGUACUUUUAAGCCCAAGGGAACUGAAUCUAAGAUGAAAGAAGAUCUUUUGUCUUUCAAAUCUCUAAAUGAGUGCAGUAAAAAAAGUACAGAUGCUUCUGAAAUUUCCAGUCAGCCAAAGGCAAGAGAAGAGAAAAGUCAAAAUUUUACACAGUGGAGAGACAGUCCAGUACACAAGGCACAACAAUCGGACUCUUGGGAAAAACCAGAUGACCAACUUAAGAAGAAUCUUUCUAAACAUUAUCCAAAGGAAACAUUUGUACCACAAAGCAAAGAAGAACCACCUUCGUUUAAAUCAAUUAGCGAAGCAAAUAAGGAAACUUCUACACUUCCUGUAAAGACCCAAGCAGACGAGGGGAACAAAGAAAAGGCAAAUGAUAGCUUCACACAGUGGAGGGAGAGCCCAGUGGCUCCCAAAGAAAACAGAAUAUUGUUCAAGGACUCUCUCAAGAAAGAUCUUCAAAGACAACUUGAAAAGCAACAGAAACUACUAAGUUGUACCAAACUUUCUCAAUUGCCUGACAAUGGUGCCCGACUCUUGAAGAAGACCAAAGAGAUAGAAGAAUGCCUGGCUGAAUUAGAAUUAGAAGCUGAAGAGAAUAACCACAAUGACAGUGACGUGCAGAUUGUAUCUUCCAGUUUUCCAACCAGAAAAUUGCCUGAAGUUGUCGAAGUGUUCCCUCCUGCUGCGUCUGGACAAAACCCAAUUCACAAACCAACCACACAGGAAGUUGAUCCUCCAAAGAGUGUAAAAGAAUGGAUUGAUAACAAUUACAAAAUUCACAAAUCACAUGUACCACACAAUCCAGAUCUGUUAGCACAAACCAAGUUAUGGUUUAAGGAUUAUGACGACCAAAAAGAACGUGAGAAGCAAAUAGAAAGAUAUAAUCAACAAAGAACAUUGUAUGGUGGCCGUAUGACUGUCAAACGACUUGAAGCUGUUCGUGGGGCCAUGAAAAGUGUUAUAGAUUCAUUGCACAAACAACUUGACACUUGUCCCAAAGAAAGUGAUACAUUACCAGAUCCUGAAGGCCUGAAGGUAUCACUGAUGCAGCAUCAAAAACAGGCCUUAGCCUGGCUAACAUGGAGAGAGAAUCAGGUCCCAUCAGGAGGAAUUCUGGCUGACGACAUGGGCCUGGGAAAAACAUUGACAAUGAUAUCUUUAAUUCUUACACAAAAGCAACAAUCAGAUGAAACAACGAAAGCUCCUAAAUGGUUAGGAAAAGAUAAACCUGCGAUUAAGUCACCAGCAACACUCAUCAUUACACCUGCUUCACUAAUUCACCAGUGGAACGGUGAAAUCAGCAACCGAUGUCGGCAUAAAAUGCUACGUGUAUUAGUCUACCAUGGACCAAACAGAGUGAAAGAUGUUUCUCUUCUGGCUCAGUAUGAUGUCGUACUAACCACUUACAAGAUUGUAAGUACUGAGAUUAGUAGAAAAGAAGAUAGCAAAUUUGCAGAUCUUCCUCUUGAGGAAUUGGAAAAAAAGGAGGAGGAUGUGAGCCAACUUCCUUUGCUGUUGAAAAUUAUAUGGAAUCGAAUUAUUCUUGAUGAAGCUCAUGACAUUCGCAAUCAUAAGAGCCUUUGUGCCAUGGCCAUAUGUCGUUUACGUGCCAACACAAGAUGGGCAGUUACUGGAACUCCAAUUCAAAAUAAACUUCUGGAUAUGUUUUCCUUAAUCAGGUUUCUACGUUUUUCUCCUUUUGAUGAGUACAAAGUCUGGAAAAAGCAAGUGGAAAGUAAGGAAGCUCUUGGCAAAGCAAGAUUAAAUACAAUCAUCAAAAGUUUAAUGCUGAGGAGGACAAAAACACAAACGUUUCAAGGGAAACCCUUGGUCAAUUUGUCUAAGAAAGAACUCUUUUGGAAUAAACUGACUCUCUCGAAGGCAGAAAGAAACCUCUACAAUAAAAUCUACAAAAAGACACAAUCAAUUGUUAGAAAUUAUAUUCAAAGACAUGAAGAUAAAGAAAUGACUGGUGCUACAGGUGGUGAAAAAUACUUGUCAUCAGAAUCCAAGUGCAAUCCUUUCCAGGCAGGUUCAUCCCAAGGAUCAAGCUCUGACCAACAAGCAACAAAUGCACCCAGAAGUGGCAAAGACAUUUUGGUAUUCUUACUUCGUCUCAGGCAAUGUUGUUGCCAUCCAGGCCUGCUUAAAGAGAGGGAAACUGAUGAUGAAAGUCUUGAUUUGGAUUUGGAAGAUCAAAUGAAGGACCUGUUGUUGAACAAUGCAGACCCCAGUGAAGAGGACAAAACUUCUGUGGAAGAUAUUUUUCAGCCCAGUACAAAAAGCACAAAGAUUGGAGCUCUUUUGGAAAAUUUGCUCAACAUCCGAAAGACAGAAAAUGCGAAAUGUGUUGUGGUGUCUGAAUGGACAAAAAUGCUUUCUCUAGUUGCUCUACACCUAAAGGAAGUAGGUCUGCGUUACCACUUGCUACAGGGGGAUGUUCUUCCAAAGAAAAGAAUGGAAAUGGUAGAGGACUUUAAUAAAAAUCACAAUGGAGCCGAGGUGAUGUUGCUCUCUCUGAAGGCAGGAGGUGUUGGACUUAAUUUAAUUGGAGGCAGUCAUUUGUUUCUUAUGGAUAGCCAUUGGAAUCCUGCUUUAGAGGAACAGACUUGUGACCGUAUCCAUCGAGUGGGUCAGGAGAAAGACGUCAAAAUUCACCGGUUUAUCUGUGAGAAUACGAUUGAAGAGAAAAUUCUAGCUCUUCAAGACAAGAAAAGAACUUUGGCUAAGGAUGUUCUUUCUGGGGAUGGAAUGAAAGCUUCACGUCUGGGAUUAAAUGAUUUGCGUAUGCUGUUUGACAUCUAA